Molecule: messenger RNA, 726 nt
Organism: Angiostrongylus costaricensis
Lineage: Eukaryota; Metazoa; Nematoda; Chromadorea; Rhabditida; Metastrongylidae
Source: the annotation of a GenBank genome assembly
AUGUACCAUAGAGUGGCAAAACCGUUUAAAAUAGAACGUUUUGCCCAUCGCUUCUAUGCAGCCAUACAAGAGACAUUUCCAAUAAUAACACAUAACAGAAUAAAAUUUAUUAUUUCAGUCAGCACUGGCUUGUUAGAAGUUGGAUUUUAUUGUCAGAAGAUAGGGAAGUUACCUGUGGAUUUCGUGAAUUUUGUUGAAGAUGCUUCAUCGAAGGGAACAAUUCUUGUGAGCUUUGGGUCUAAUGCGGAUUGGGAUUACGCACCUGAUGAAUUAUUAAGUUUAAUAGUGGAAGCACUAAAUCGUCUUUCACAGUACAGGAUUGUAUUCGCAUAUAAUGGAGACAAAAAACGCAUACGGUCUAUCGGUCAACAUAUAAAAAUCACUACAUGGGCACCACAGGUAGAGAUACUACAGCAUAAUAAGACAGUGGUCUUCAUUAGCCAUGGAGGACAAAAAAGUGUAAAAGAGACAAUUUGUGGAGGUGUUCCUGCUGUGUACAUACCGCUAUUCGCUGAACAAGCGCAUAAUGGAGAACUGGCCCGAAAAGCUGGCUUUGCUGAAACUCUCCACAAAAAACGUCUAUCAUCUGACUUAUUAGAGAAAGUCGUGAAAAAAGUAGCAGUUCCAAAACAUUCUUAUGCUUUGGAACUGAGUUUUAAUUUUCUGUCAACAUUCGAUAGUUAUGCGUCAUUUGACUUACUUAAUAUAAAGAAUCCCUCUCUUUAA